CAGGAUGUAUACUCUGUUAUCUGGACUCUAUAAAUACAUGUUCCAGAGGGAUGAGUACUGCGUCUUGAUCCUUGGUUUGGACAAUGCUGGUAAAACAACCUUCCUUGAACAAACUAAAACUCGAUUUAACAAAAACUACAAAGGGAUGAGUUUGUCCAAAAUCACAACCACUGUAGGCUUAAACAUUGGUACUAUUGAUGUUGGCAAAACUCGACUGAUGUUCUGGGAUCUUGGAGGGCAGGAGGAGCUACAGUCUCUUUGGGACAAGUAUUAUGCCGAGUCUCAUGGAGUGAUCUAUGUUAUUGACUCCACUGAUGAGGAGAGGCUCUCGGAAUCUAAAAGAGCGUUUGAGAAGAUGGUCACUAGCGAAGCUCUGGAAGGGGUUCCUAUUCUGGUGUUAGCUAACAAGCAGGAUGUAGAGACCUGUCUGUCAAUACCUGAUAUCAAGACUGCAUUUAGUGACUGCAUUAACAAAAUUGGGAAGAGAGACUGCCUGACACAAGCCUGCUCUGCUCUUACUGGCAAAGGAGUGAAUGAGGGAAUUGAAUGGAUGGUGAAGUGUGUGGUGAGGAAUAUUCACCGACCCCCGAGACAGAAGGACAUCACGUAAGAAAUUCCAAGUUAGCCAAGGAAUGGACACCCUCUCUCCACGCAGUUUCCUGUUCUCUUUAAAGAAGAAGAUCCACAGGAUUCCUCUUAAACUUGAUUCUUUCCUAAGUUUUUUUGGAGACAAACAUUCUCUUUCUGUGUCUAAAAAAAAAACUCGAGCAAAGGAUUCUAACUGGGAGGAAAAAAAAUCUCUUGCAUUGUGUAUUAAGUCAUUGGCCUGCGAGCGUAGACUUCCCAAAGGCUGAGUGGCAAUCCACACUUUGUUGCAGAUGCAAAGGACAUAAUUUUCUACUGUAUUGUUUUGUGAGUCUUGAUCUGUUAAUCUAACAGGGGUUAGAGGCCAAUGAAGUGGAACUCUCCCUUGAAGGAACUGGGUAGGUGGAUCAGAAAGGGGAGAGGGAGCCUGGGGGAUGGCUGUCCUUUUAACUGAGGUGAUAUCUCGCUGUUCCAGCCCCAUGGUGUUACUGGCCCUAUUAUGCUGUUGUUUGUAUAAUGGGGAGAGACAGCGUUGACUGUAACUCAGUUUUCAGUUGGCACAUUGAUUCGUGACGUUUACCUGUGGUAAAUGCAGAUAUGGAAGCCAGCAACUGCACAACAGUACGCUGCUUAUGAUGGGUAUUCUUAACAGGGCAUGAUCUUCAGAAGCACUGUUGAUCUCGGUUGUGCAGUCUCUUUAAUGGUAAGAAUGAUUGGUAUCUUCUGUAACCAGAGGGAAUUGAGGUCCUCUCUGUACUUUCUGGGCUGAAAGCUGAAUCUCUAGGCAAGGAGAAAUCAAUAUGCAAUAAAGCUUCCUACUCCUUUAAACUUCUCA
This is a messenger RNA of Struthio camelus australis, 1420 nucleotides long. Lineage: Eukaryota; Metazoa; Chordata; Aves; Struthioniformes; Struthionidae. The record is from RefSeq and is a predicted model, not a curated record.